Molecule: messenger RNA, 1935 nt
Organism: Medicago truncatula (barrel medic)
Lineage: Eukaryota; Viridiplantae; Streptophyta; Magnoliopsida; Fabales; Fabaceae
Exons: 2
Coding region: 1-1935 (644 amino acids)
Source: RefSeq, a predicted model, not a curated record
AUGGGUACGGUUGUAUCUGAAACCCAGUCUGCUUUUAUUAAGGAUAGGCAAAUUCUUGAUGGUAUCCUUAUUGCAAAUGAAGCCGUCGAUGAAGCUCGCAAGAUGAAGAAAAAAUUGUUAUUGUUUAAGGUUGACUUUGAAAAAGCUUAUGACUCAGUCGAUUGGGGUUAUCUGGAUGAUGUUAUGGGGAGAAUGUCUUUUCCUACCUUGUGGCGGAAGUGGAUGAAAGAAUGUGUAUCUACAGCAACCGCAUCAGUUUUGGUGAAUGGUAGUCCAACAGACGAGUUUCAAUUGCAAAGGGGUCUGCGUCAGGGUGACCCUCUUUCUCCUUUUCUCUUCCUUCUAGCAGCAGAAGGGCUGAAUGUCUUAAUGAAGGCGGCGGUGAAUUUGAAUCUUUUCACCGGUUACUCAAUAGGGGCGCAACAUCCUACUGUCCUUUCCCGUUUACAAUUCGCCGAUGAUACUUUGUUAUUAGGUGUUAAGAAUUGGGCGAAUGUUCGAGCUUUGAAGGCUGUUUUGGUUCUUUUUGAAAACUUGUCAGGGCUGAAGGUUAACUACAAUAAGAGCAGCUUGUUUGGUAUUAACAUAGAGAAUUCGUGGUUGUUAGAAGCAGCUUCUAUUUUGUCGUGCAAAGUGGGUUGUAUUCCUUUCAUUUACCUUGGCCUACCUAUUGGGGGCAACCCUAGACGCUUGUCUUUUUGGGAUCCGGUUAUUCUUCGAUUAAAAUCUAGACUGCCUGAGUGGAAGAGCAAAAAUUUAUCUUAUGGGGGCCGCUUGAUUCUUUUAAAAUCUGUCCUGUCUUCAUUGCCUGUCUACGCUCUUUCCUUUUUCAAAGCUCCCGAGGUUGGUGGUUUGGGGGUUCGGAGAAUAAAAGAAUUUAACUUAGCUCUUCUUGCUAAAUGGUGUUGGAGGUGUUUAGUGGAUAGAGACGGGUUGUGGUUUAGAGUUUUAUUGUCCCGUUAUGGUGAGGAGAGAGGGCGGCCUAGAGAGGGUGGUAGGAUGGGGUCGGCGUGGUGGAAGGAAAUUGUUAAUAUUCGAAAGGGGUUAGGUGUCGAAGGAGGAAGUUGGUUUGAAGCUAAUAUGACAAAACGUCUUGGUAACGGUCGUAACACUUAUUUUUGGCAUGAUUGUUGGGUGGGGAACGAGUCGUUGUUGGAGAGGUUUAGGAGACUUUUUGAUUUAUCAGUUUACCCGGAUAUAACUGUGGGUGCCAUGUUUGCCUUAGGUUGGGGAGAGGAUGGGGAUGCUUGGAGGUGGAGACGUCGUUUGUUUGCCUGGGAGGAGGAAUUAGUGGUGGAGAUUAGGAAUCUGUUGUCUAACAUUACUUUACAGGAAUCUGAGACAGAUGCAUGGCUUUGGCGACCAGAUACUAUAGUUGGAUACACGGUUCGUGGAGCGUAUCAAAUGCUUAUGAGGCAGGAGAUACAUGUUGCUGAUGUUGCUUCGGAUGCACCAUGGCACAAAAAUGUCCCUUUGAAAGUCUCUAUUUGUGCUUGGCGCCUCUUUCGCAAUAGAUGGCCGACAAAGGACAACUUGGUGCGUCGAGGUGUUAUUUCUAAUGAAAAUCAACUUUGCAUUUCAGGAUGUGGUCAACAAGAAACACUUGAUCACUUAAUAAUUCAUUGUAAUUUUUUUGGUGAUCUUUGGAAACUUGUAAAGUCCUGGAUUGGUGUUUAUUCAGUGGAUCCUUCUCAGGUUACGGAUCAUUUCUACCAAUUUAUUUAUUCUUCAGGUGGCUAUGCUCCUCGUCGGUCGUUUUUACAUUUGAUUUGGCUAUGUUGCAUUUGGGUUAUAUGGAAUGAAAGAAAUCAAAGACUCUUUGCGAACAAAACCAAUACGACGAUGCAGCUUUUGGAAAAUGUUAAGAUGUAUUCUCUUCGUUGGUUGAAAGCCAAAAAUAUGUGUUUUCCUUUCUCAAACCUAACUAACCUUUGA